This is a messenger RNA of Candidula unifasciata, 1500 nucleotides long. The record is from the annotation of a GenBank genome assembly. Lineage: Eukaryota; Metazoa; Mollusca; Gastropoda; Stylommatophora; Geomitridae.
AUGUCCCGACAUGAAGGUGUGAGCUGUGAUUCAUGUAUGAAAGGCAACUUUCGUGGCAAGAGGUACAAGUGUCUGGUCUGCUACGACUACGACCUGUGCUCCACUUGCUAUGAUGCUGGGGCAACCACAACAAGACAUACCACAGACCACCCCAUGCAGUGUAUUCUCACCAGAGCUGAUUUUGAUGUAUUCUAUGGUGGUGAAGCUUUGACAACCGAACAGCCUCAGUCGUACACCUGCCCCCAUUGUUCCAAAAUGGGCUACUCCGAGUCCAGUCUUCAUGAGCAUGUUACAGCAGAUCAUUCGGACACCUCUGCUGAAGUGGUUUGUCCAAUCUGUGCAUCCUUACCCGGUGGAGAUCCCAACCAUGUGACUGAUGACUUUGCAGCUCAUUUAACAGUUGAACACAGGACACCCAGAGAUUUCAUAUCCUUCCCUCAUGUAGUUUUUUUUUGGUAUAAAUUCUCUGACCUUAACUGUACUUACGAUGAACAUCCUGGACUUCGCCACGUGCGGCGCAUCCCGCACCCUGCCCGAGGUGUUGGGGGCACAAGAACACGCCGUGCCAAUAUGCAACAUUUUGGGACAGGUGGUUCAACACUGACAGGUCUUUCACCCAGUAGCCGUGAGAAUAUGGAUCCCAUUGCAGAGUUGUUGUCACAGCUGUCGAGUGUGCGCAACCGCGCCGCUGCAGCACAGAGUGUUUCUUCCCAAUUACAGCAGCUGGAGAUGCAGCUGCAGUCAACGAGGCAACAGUUAGAACGCUUACCAAGAAGACAGGCGGAACAGCCAAAACCACCAUCUGCAGCCAAUUCUAUUCCUUUGCAACCAGAGCCAGCUAAUAAUAUCACGACAGUAGCGACCAAGUCAGAUUCACAGUUUCUUCUCACAAAAUUGUGUGCUGAAAAUACAAGCUUGGACCUGGGUGUGAAUUCUGGCGAGAAUGACAUUGCUCAGCGCAAUGUAUUUAUGCAGGAACUGCUACUGGCUACGUUGACAGAGCAGCUCAGCUUGAUAACUGAAGGCUCCGGGGAUGACCCAAGCUCCAUAUUGGAAGCUCUUCGGUCUCCGGAAUCAGAUGGGGAGCAGAGGUCUCCACUUAUUCAGAAGGAGCAUCAGAAAAAUACAAAUGAAUCACACAACAAGCACCAAAAUAGUUGCACGUUAGACAGGGCAGUGGAAAAGGCCCCAGGAAGUCAAGGGGCCCGGCCUUUGUCGGCUGGGGCCCACAGGGAGAAUUCGUGGGGUCGGGCAGGGGGUACUACCACAGGAGGUAGUCCACGUCAGAUUUGUAGUCCUAUCACUGUCUCAAACACAGUGGCGAUUCAUGGCCCAAAUUUAGGCCCGCUGGGAGGGAUGGGUGUCCUGCAAGGACGGGCGUCGUCUGCCCCUCAUGGGGGUCGGGAGAGAGGGCUGAAUCCAGCCUCGGCAAAACGGAGCAUGCUCAAACACAUGCCGCCUCAGAGAGGAGCCUCAGACACAGACCCUCCCCCGCACUAG